AUGCCGGAGUGCCGUGGCGUGGUUGGAGGCAUGGGCGGUGUCAAUGGAGGUGGUGGUGGUGAUGGUGUUGUCCACAUAAGGCAAGGAGGCAGCGCCUUAGGCGUAGGCCAGGUAUUGGGCACUUGUGCAAGAAGCACAUGCGAAGUGUUAAGUGACCUAGCCUCAAGUGGGCAGCUCUCUGGCAUUGGUGGAGGUCAGCUAAUAGGUGUGCCAAGUAGCAAAGGUAGUGUCUCGGGCUUUGCCUUUUGUCUUGGUAAGGCGAUUCUGAUUGCCCAUUCAUUCCUUAGUUGUUUUGUAAUUGUCUUGACACUUGAUCUUAUCUUUCGCUG
Messenger RNA from Ilex paraguariensis (yerba mate), 329 nucleotides. Lineage: Eukaryota; Viridiplantae; Streptophyta; Magnoliopsida; Aquifoliales; Aquifoliaceae. The record is from the annotation of a GenBank genome assembly.